Molecule: messenger RNA, 135 nt
Organism: Colletotrichum abscissum
Lineage: Eukaryota; Fungi; Ascomycota; Sordariomycetes; Glomerellales; Glomerellaceae
Exons: 1
Coding region: 1-135 (44 amino acids)
Source: RefSeq, a predicted model, not a curated record
AUGGGGUUUCUGGUUUUUUAUCUUGUAGUUAUGGGUAUCGCGGCAGUUGAUUUGGGGUCUAUUUGGACCUUGGGCAUACAUAUCAAGUGGGAUUUGAUGAUUCCUUCUUCGUUUUUUUCACUACACAGUUCUUAG